This is a messenger RNA of Neogale vison (American mink), 10718 nucleotides long. It is a transcript of the gene MUC5B, whose product is annotated as mucin 5B, oligomeric mucus/gel-forming. Gene Ontology annotation, cellular component: extracellular matrix. Gene Ontology annotation, molecular function: protein binding. The record is from RefSeq and is a predicted model, not a curated record. Lineage: Eukaryota; Metazoa; Chordata; Mammalia; Carnivora; Mustelidae. The transcript is spliced from 52 exons.
AUGCCAGCCCCCAGGAUGGGUGCCCUGAACGGGUGCCUGGUGCUGGCCUGGGUCCUGGCGGCCCUGCUUUUGGUGCAGGAGACAGAGACCCAGAGCAGUGUGGAGCCCAGCCAGCCAAGCAGAGAGGCCGCAGAGCACAGCCGGAGGGUGGACGUCGCCUGGAGCAUGACCGUCAUCCCGCCCGUCACUGUCUUGCCCACCGUGAGCUCCCGGAACCCCGCGCACAACGGGCGCGUCUGCAGCACCUGGGGCGACUUCCACUACAAGACCUUCGACGGCGACAUCUUCCGCUUCCCCGGCCGGUGCAACUACGUCCUGUCCGCGCACUGCGGCGCCGCGUACGAGGACUUCAACGUGCAGCUGCGCCGCGGCCUGGCCGGCUCCAGGCCCACCAUCACCCACGUCGUCCUCAAGACCCAGGGGCUGGUGCUGGAGGCCUCCAACGGCUCCGUCCUCAUCAACGGGCGGCGAGAGGAGCUGCCCUACAGCCGUGCAGGCCUGCUGGUGGAGCAGAGCAGCGUCUAUGUCAAGGUCACUGUCCGGCUGCUGCUGACCUUCGUGUGGAACAGAGAUGACAGUGCCCUGCUGGAGCUGGACCCCAAGUACGCCAACCAGACAUGUGGUCUGUGCGGGGACUUCAACGGGCUCCCGGCUGUCACCGAGUUCUACUCCCUUAACACUAGGCUGACCCCUCUGCAGUUCGGGAACCUACAGAAGCUGGACGGGCCCACAGAGCAGUGCCAGGACCCCCCAUCUUCCCCGGCCAGCAACUGCACAGACGUGGAGGGCGUCUGCCGCCGCACCUUGCUCGGCCCGGCCUUUGCGGAGUGCAACAAGCUGGUGGACCCCACUGCGUAUGUGGCCGCCUGUACCCAGGACCUGUGCCGCUGCCGCACCUGCCCGUGUGCCACCUUCGCAGAGUAUUCUCGCCAGUGCGCCCAUGCGGGGGGGCAGCCCCGGGACUGGAGGGGCCCCGACCUCUGCCCCCAGACCUGCCCCCACAGCAUGCGGCACCAGGAGUGCGGCUCGCCCUGCGCCGACACCUGCUCCAACCCCCAGCGCUCCCAGCUCUGCGAGGACCACUGUGUGGACGGCUGCUUCUGCCCCCCAGGCAGGUCAUGCACGGUGCUGGAUGAUGCCACCCACCAGGGCUGUCUGCCCCUGCAGCAGUGUCCCUGCACGCACGGGGGCCGCACCUACGCCCCGGGAGCCUCCUUCACCAGCAGCUGCCGCGCCUGCACCUGCUCCGGGGGGCUGUGGCAGUGCCAGGACCUUCCGUGCCCCGGCACCUGCUCUGUCCAGGGUGGGUCGCACAUCUCCACCUACGACCAGAGGCUCUAUGACGUGCACGGGGACUGCAGCUACGUCCUGUCCAAGACGUGUGCAGGGAGCAACUUCAGCGUGCUGGCCGAGCUGCGCAGGUGCGGCCUGACGGACAACGAGAACUGCCUCAAAUCGGUGGCGCUCAGUGUGAACGGCGGGGACACGGUCAUCCAGAUCCAGGCCAACGGCGGGGUGUUCGUGAACUCCAUCUACACCCAGCUGCCCGUGUCGGCAGCCGACAUCACGGUCUUCCGGCCCACGUCCUUCUUCAUCCUGGUGCACACGGGCCUCGGGCUUCAGCUGCGGGUCCAGCUGGUCCCGCUCAUGCAGGUGUUUCUCCAGCUGGACCCGUCCUACCACGGGCGGACGUGCGGCCUGUGCGGGAACUUCAACCAGAACCAGGCCGACGACUUCCGGACCCUCAGCGGCGUGGUGGAGGGCACGGCCGCCGCCUUUGCCAACACCUGGAAGACCCAAGCCUCCUGCCCCAACGUCAAGAACAGCUUCGAGGACCCCUGCUCCCUCAGCGUGGAGAACGAGAACUACGCCCAGCACUGGUGUUCCCUGCUCACCGACCCGGCAGGAGCCUUCUCCCGUUGCCACUCUGUCCUCAACCCCGCGCCCUUCCACUCGAACUGCAUGUUCGACACGUGUAACUGCGAGAACAGCGAAGACUGCCUGUGCGCCGCCCUGUCCUCCUACGUGCACGCCUGCGCGGCCAAGGGGGUGCUCCUCCGCGGCUGGAGGGACGGCGUGUGCACCAAGUACGUGAGCAGCUGCCCCCAGUCCCAGAACUACAGCUAUGUGGUGGACGGCUGCCAGCCCACCUGCCGCGCCCGGAGCCAGGUCGAUGUCACCUGCAGCGUCCCCUUCCUGCCGGUGGACGGCUGCGUCUGCCCCGCGGGCACCUUCCUGGAUGACUCGGGCACCUGCGUGUCGGCCGACGCCUGUCCCUGCUACUUCCAUGGCUCCGUGCUGGUCCCAGGGGAGGUGGUACAUGACGAUGGCGUGGUGUGCUCGUGUGUGGCCGGGAGGCUGAGCUGCCUAGGAGCGGCGGAGCAGCGGAGCUCAGGGUGUGUGGCCCCCAUGGUGUACCUGGACUGCAGCAACGCCUCGGCGGGCGCGCCCGGGGCCGAGUGUCUCAGGAGCUGCCACACGCUGGACGUGGACUGUUUCAGCACCCACUGUGUGUCCGGCUGCGUCUGCCCCCUGGGGCUGGUGUCGGAUGGCAGCGGGGGCUGUGUGGCCGAGGAGGACUGUCCCUGCCUGCACAACGAGGCUGUCUACAAGCCGGGGGACACCAUCCGGGUGGACUGUAACACCUGCACCUGCAGGAACCGCCGGUGGGUGUGCGGCCACGAGCCCUGCCUGGGCACCUGCGUGGCCUAUGGGGACGGUCACUUCAUCACCUUCGACGGAGAGCGCUAUGGCUUCGAAGGGACCUGCGAGUACACGCUGGUCCAGGACUACUGUGGGAGCAACGGCACGACCAACGGGACCUUCCGUGUCGUCACCGAGAACGUCCCCUGCGGGACCACGGGCGUUACCUGCUCUAAGGCCAUCAAGCUCUUCCUGGAGGUGAGGGUGUCGGGAGCCCGCUCCUCCUUGACCCCGGCCUCACACUUGGGCCCCUGACCGCCCGUGGGGCCCUUGCCUCAGGCCUCCGGUGGGCUCCAGCCCCCAAGCCGGCCCCUCAGUCCCUGCAGCCGCUGCCCUGUGCGUUCCCCGCAGGGCUACGAGCUGGUCCUGCAGGACGGCGGCUACAGGGUGCUGCAGUGGGGGCCGGGCGGACAGCCGCCCUACAAGGUCCGGUACACGGGCAACUACCUCACCGUGGAGACCCGCGGCGGCCUCGUGCUGUCCUGGGACCGGAGGACAAGCGUGUUCGUGCGGCUGACGCAGGACUACAAGGGCCGGGUCUGCGGGCUCUGCGGGAACUUUGACGACAAGGCCGUCAACGACUUCACCACGCGGAGCCAGUCCGUGGCGGGCAGCGCCCUGGAGUUCGGCAACAGCUGGAAGUUCUCCCCGUCCUGCCCCGACGCCCCGGCCCCCAGGGACCCCUGCACCGCCAACCCGUACCGCAAGUCCUGGGCCCAGAAGCAGUGCAGCAUCAUCAACAGCGCGACCUUCGCCGCCUGCCACCCUCAGGUGGACCCCGGCAAGUACUACGAGGCCUGCGUGGGCGACGCGUGCGCCUGCGACUCGGGGGGCGACUGCGAGUGUUUCUGCACGGCCGUGGCCGCCUACGCGCAGGCCUGCCGCGACGUGGGCGUGUGCGUGUCCUGGCGCACCCCGGACACCUGCCCCCUGUUCUGCGACUACUACAACCCCGAGGGCCAGUGUGAGUGGCACUACCAGCCGUGCGGGGCGCCCUGCAUGAGGACGUGCCGGAACCCGGGCGGCCACUGUCUGCACGACCUGCCGGGCCUGGAAGGCUGCUACCCGAGGUGCCCUCCCAGCGAGCCGUUCUUCAGCGAGGACCAGAUGAAGUGCGUGGCCCAGUGUGGCUGUUACGACGAGGACGGGAACUACCACGACGUGGGCGCCAGGGUCCCCACGGCAGAGAACUGCCAGAGCUGUGAGUGCACUGCCGGCGGCCUCCAGUGCACACACAGCCUCACAGCCUGCACCUGCGUCUACGAGGGCAGGACCUACCAUUACGAGGACGUCAUCUACAACACGACCGACGGGCUCGGCGCCUGCUUGUUGGCCGUCUGCGGACAGAACGGAACCAUCCUCCGGCGGGCUGUGGAGUGUCCCGGAACCCCGUCCACAACGCCCUUCACCUUCACCACCACCACGGUCCCGCUCUCCACGUCAGGCUCAGUUCACACCGUCACCACCGUGUGUGUGCGCGAGUUCUGCCUCUGGUCCGACUGGUAUGACAGCGGCCCCCCGGAGCCCGGCAUGGCGGGUGGAGACUUCGAGACGUUUGUGAACCUCAGGCAGAAGGGCUACGAGGUGUGCCUGGCCCCGGUGAGCAUUGAGUGCCGGGCACGGCGACUCCCCGACACCCCACUACUGCAGCUGGGCCAGAAGGUGGAGUGCGAUGUGGCCUGGGGGCUGACCUGCUUCAACAGUGAGCAGAGCCCCCCGCUCUGCCAUGACUACGAGCUGCGGGUCCUCUGCUGCAGCUACCUGCCCUGUGGCUCCUCCCCCGGGGCCACGACCACGGCCCUCGGCACCACCACCUCCCCCGGGGCCACGACCACGGCCCUCGGCACCACCACCUCCCCCGGGGCCACGACCACGGCCCUUGGCACCACCACCUGGUCCACCCCUGCCACGGAGACCUUGCCGGCAGGGACGACCGUGACGGGGACCUGGGCGUCGAGCAGCCCCCCGGCCUUGGCCACCACCUCCUGCCAGCCCCGAUGUCAGUGGACGGAGUGGUUCGAUGUGGACUACCCCAAGUCUGAGGAGGCCGGGGGGGACGUUGAGUCGUACGACAAGAUCAGGAGCGCAGGAGGGGCCGUUUGCGAGCAGCCUGUGGACAUCGAGUGCCAGGCCGAGAACUUCCCCGGCAGGAGCGCUGAGGAGCUGGGCCAGCGCGUGCGCUGCGACGUCGAUUUUGGCCUGGUGUGCAGGAACGAAGAGCAGGUAGGCCUGUUCAAGAUGUGCUACAACUACAGAAUCCGCGUGCUCUGCUGCCGCCAGGACCCGUGCGCGGGGCCCACCCCCGGGACACAGACACUGGCCACUGCGCAGACCACAGGCGGCCCCUCCAGGGGGACCCCACAAACACACACGACGGGAGUAGGGGCCACAACAGGCACGGUCUCCGCCGGCCCCCCGUCCAGCCCACGCACAGAGACGCGCACGACCGCAGCAAGCAUGUCGCCGGGAACCCUGGGAACGGCCACGACGGCGGCCGCCCCCAGCCAGAGCACGGCUGGCUGUCAGCCCCAGUGUGAGUGGACAGACUGGUUUGACGUGGACUUCCCAACCUCAGGAGUCGAGGGUGGGGACCUGGAAACCUUGGACAACAUCAGGGCCGCCGGGGGCGCGCUGUGUGAGAGGCCCCAGAAGAUUGAGUGUCGCGCGGAGAACUACCCCGAGGUCAGCAUUGACCAGAUCGGACAGGUGCUCAGCUGUGACCUGCACACGGGGCUGGUCUGCAAGAAUCAGGACCAGAAGGGGCCUUUCAACAUGUGCUUCAACUACAAUAUCCGUGUGCUCUGCUGUCGCCCGAACCCGCACUGCCCCAGCACCCCCGCCCCUGGGGGCUCCACAUCUCUGGGGAAAGAAGCCACAACCAGAGCGUCCACCCAGACCCAUGUCUCCUCCCCUGGGACCAGCCAGGGGGUCCCUGUCUCCACCACCCAGACCCUUCCUUCCCCUGCCAGGACCACAGAGAGGGUCUCCAGCCCUGGUCCCUCUGCCUCCCCGGGGACCCCGACCACAGCCACCACCAAGCCCACCUCACCCCGUGCACCCAGCACGGUCCCCGAGGUGACCUCCAGACCGUGGACCUCCCCCGGGUCCCCGCCCAGCUCGGCCACCUUCGGGACCACGCUGCUCUCCACGCCCCCGCUGCUCAGCUCCGCCACGCACGGCCCGGCCACCUCGCCCUCCACGGGCUGCAGCCUACGGUGCACGUGGACAGAUUGGUUCGACGAGGACUACCCCACGCCGGGCCUGGACGGCGGGGACUUCGAGACCUUCCCGGUGUUGCGCUCAGCGGGCCACGACUUCUGCCAGCGCCCUCAGGAUAUCCAGUGCCGCUCGGAAAGGGCGCCGCACGUGCGUCUGGAGGACCUGGGGCAGGUGGUGCAGUGUGACGUGAGCUUCGGGCUGGUGUGUCGCAACCGGGAGCAGCCGGGGCCUCUGCGCUACUGUGACAAUUACCACGUGCGCCUGCUCUGCUGUGAGGUUGACGGUCGCUGCCCCAGCCCCACCGCCCCCGAGCCCACCACGCCCUCCCGGGGGACGCCUGUGCCCGAGACCACCAGCUCUGUGCCCGGCACCACCUUGGGUCUCUCCACGGCCGCCUCCAGGGCCACAGUGCCCACAGGCAAGACCGAGACAUCCCCACCUGUGACCUCCAGCCACACACAGACCCCCACGUCCCCCAUGGCCAAGUCCACGGCCUGUGAGCCCCGCUGUGCCUGGACAGACUGGCUGGACGAGAGCUACCCGAUGCCGGGGGCCUCCGGUGGAGACUUCGAGACCUACACCAACCUCCGGGCCGCGGGCAAAGCCAUCUGCCAGCAGCCGCGGGCACUGCAGUGCCGGGCGGAGGCGCAGCCAGAGACACCACUGGAGGAGCUGGGCCAGGUGGUUCGGUGUGGCCUGGAGGAUGGCCUCGUGUGCCGCAACCAGGACCAGGCCGGCCCGUUUCACAUGUGCCUCAACUACCAGGUGCGCGCGCUCUGCUGCGAGGGUGACGGCCGCUGCCCCAGCACCCUGGCCACCACGGCACUCAGCUCGCGGGGCACUAGCCCGGGUCCGACCCCCGUGCUGCCCACAAGCACCAUGGUCCCCAGUCCUCCAGCCCCCAGCACCGGCCGGACCACGGCCACCGCCACGUGCCAGCCCACCUGCCGCUGGACCGACUGGCUGGACAGUGAUCGGCCCCGGGCCGGCCGCUACGGGGGUGACAUCGAGACCUACUACCACAUCCGGGACGCGGGCGGUCAGCUCUGUGCGGAGCCCAAGGCCAUCGAGUGCCAGGCUGUGCUCUACCCAGACGUGCCCUGGGAGCAGCUGGGUCAGGAUGUGCGCUGUGACGUGAACUACGGACUCAUCUGCAGGAACAACUGGCAGAAGGGGGGCCGCAGCUGCCUCAACUACCGCGUGCGGGUGCUGUGCUGUGACGGCCCCGGCCACUGCGUCACACAGCCCAGCACGGAGCCGGCCGCCACCAGCAGCUCCAGCACACGCCCGACUUCUUCAGGGGUCACUAGGCUGCAGACCACGGCGACCCUCCCGUAUUCCCCCGAGACCACACUAGGUGUCAUUGAUCUCUCCUUCCUCCCCAAGGACCACCCAGACAGGACCCUCUUCCGCUGGGACUACCCAUGGGGUUCCUGUCUCAACCACCCAGAUCUCUCCUUCCUUCCCCAGGACCACCCAGACGGGACCCUCUUCCGCUGGACCACAGAGAGGGUCUCCAGCCCUGGUCCCUCUGCCUCCCCGGGGACCCCGACCACAGCCACCACCAAGCCCACCUCAUCCCGUGCACCCAGCACGGUCCCCGAGGUGACCUCCAGACCGUGGACCUCCCCCGGGUCCCCGCCCAGCUCGGCCACCUUCGGGACCACGCUGCUCUCCACGCCCCCGCUGCUCAGCUCCGCCACGCACGGCCCGGCCACCUCGCCCUCCACGGGCUGCAGCAUACGGUGCACGUGGACAGAUUGGUUCGACGAGGACUACCCCAUCCCAGGCCUGGACGGCGGGGACUUCGAGACCUUUCCGGUGAUCCGCUCAGCGGGCCACGACUUCUGCCAGCGCCCUCAGGAUAUCCAGUGCCGCUCGGAAAGGGCGCCGCACGCGCGUCUGGAGGACCUGGGGCAGGUGGUGCAGUGUGACGUGAGCUUCGGGCUGGUGUGUCGCAACCGGGAGCAGCCGGGGCCUCUGCGCUACUGUGACAAUUACCACGUGCGCCUGCUCUGCUGUGAGGUCGACGGCCACUGCCCCAGCCCCACCGCCCCCGAGCCCACCACGCCCUCCCGGGGGACGCCUGUGCCCGAGACCACCAGCUCUGUGCCCGGCACCACCUUGGGCCUCUCCACGGCCGCCUCCAGGGCCUCGGCACCCCGCACCUCGCGGCCAGUGACAGUGAGCACCUCGCCUAUGUCCGUUCUCACCACGCCGGGGCCGCCUGUGUCUUCCAGAGGGAACUUCACCACCCGCUGCUUCUGCCGGGCGCUGGGGCAGCUCUUCUCCCCUGGGGACAUCGUGUACAACAAGACGGACAGCGCGGGCUGCUCCUUCUACGCCGUCUGCAACCACCACUGUGACAUUGACCGCUUCCAGGGUGCCUGCCCUACUUCCCCGCCCACGGAGGCCUCCUCCACCCCCGCGGCCUCGCCCUCCCAGCCUCAGGGCUGUGACCUCAUCGUCCCUCCCCGACAGGUGAACGAGUCCUGGACCCUGCCAGACUGCACAGUGGCUCGGUGUGAGGGCCACAACCACGUGGUCCUGCUGGGGCAGAGGCCGGUGGCCAGCAUCCACUGCGUGAACGGACGCCCGCCGGUCAGAGUUUCGCAGGACAAUGAGCCGUGUGACUUCCACUUUGAGUGCGAGUGCGGCUGCUUGCCGUGGCGCCGGGUAAGGGACCGUCCACACCCCACAGGCUCCUGCAGCGGCUGGGGGGGCUCCCACUACACCACCUUCGACGGCACGACCUACUCCUUCGCGGACAACUGCACCCACGUGCUCAUGAAGGAGAUCCGCCCGCGCUACGGAAACCUCAGCAUCUCCAUGAACGGCUACUACUGCGGGGCCGCCGCCGCCCCCGCCCCCUGCCCCCGUGCCCUCAGCGUCCACUACAAGUCCAUGGAGGUCAUCCUCACCACCCGCACCGGCGCCCGCGGGCAGGAGCAGAGCCUGAUCCUGUUCGACCAAAUGCAAGUGGGCUCGGGCUUCAGCAAGGACGGCGUGAGUGUGUCGGAGACGGGCACGACCACGAUGACCGUCGACAUCGCCGCGGCCGGUGUGAGCAUCACCUUCGACGGGCAGGUCUUCCACAUCCAGCUGUCCUACAGCCAUUUCAGCCACAACACCGAGGGCCAGUGCGGCACCUGCACCAACAGCCGGACGGACGACUGCCGCCGGCCGGACGGCACCACGGCCGCCACCUGCCAAGACAUGGCCCACCACUGGCUGGUGCCCGAGAGCGGCCGGGAGGGCUGUGUGGCGCCUACCCGCCCGCCCCCGACGGCGGGGACCUCGCCCUCCGCGCCCGCCACGCCCGCCUCGUCCCCGUGCCCCCCCGCGCCCCUCUGCGAGCUGCUGCGGAGCCCGCUCUUUGCGGAGUGCCGCGCCCUCAUCCCCCCGGACCCGUUCGUCAGCGCCUGCGUCAGUGACGGCUGCCAGGCCGACGACCGCCGAGCGCCUUGCCGCAGCCUGGAGGCCUACGCGGCGCUCUGCCGUGCCCGGGGCGUGUGCAGCGACUGGCGCAAUGCCACCCGCGGGCUGUGCGACGUCACCUGCCCGCCCGACAAGGUGUACCGGCCGUGUGGCCCUGCACAGCCCGCGACCUGCGACUCCAGGAGCCAGAGCGGAGGGGGCAAGGGGCUGGCGGAAGGCUGCUUUUGCCCCGACGGGCUCACCCUCUUCAACACGCACACGGACGUCUGCGUGCGCGCCUGCGCCUGUGUGGGACCAGAUGGGUUUCCCAAAUCCCCUGGGGAGCGGUGGGUCAGCAACUGCCAGGCCUGCCUGUGUCACGAGGGCUCCAUGUCAGUGCGGUGCGCCCCCGUACCGUGUGAGCCCCAGGAGCAGCCCCCACAGUGCGGACGGGCUGGCUUCGUGACCGAGACCAGGCCUCUGGCCAACAAUCCCUGCUGUCUGGAGACGCUGUGCGUCUGCAACACAACCACGUGUCCCCAGAGCCCACCCAGAUGCAGGCCAGGAGAGGAGCUGAUUCGCACCCAGAAGGAGGGUGACUGCUGCCCUACCUUCAUCUGCCGGCCUCUGCUGUGUUACUACAACCAAACCGCCUUUGGGAUCGGGGCGACCUUCCCGUCGCUUACUCCCUGCCACACGUGCACCUGCCUGUCUGGGGACACCCAGGGCCCAACCGUGCAGUGUGAGGAGGUCACCUGUAACACUACCUGCUCCCCGGGCUCCGAGUACCAGAAGGUGGGCGGACAGUGCUGUGGGGAGUGUGUGCAGACGGCCUGCCCCACGGAGGACGGCCAGCUGGUCCAGCCCAGCGAGACCUGGGUCAACAGCCUGGUGGACAACUGCACCGAGUACCGCUGCGAGGUCAGGAAUGGGCUCCACAUGCUCAUCGCGAGGGCCACGCCCUGCGCCAACAUGUCCAGCUGCCAGGGCAUCCUCAGGAAAACGGGCUGCUGCUUCUCCUGUGAGGAAGUGGACAAGUGCCAGGUCCACGUCAACAGGACCGUCCUGACACACCAGGGCUGCGCCACCCAGGCCCCGGUCAACGUCACGUUCUGCGGGGGCUCAUGUCCCGGACUGUCCAAGUACUCCGCGGAGGCCCAGGCGAUGGAACGCCAGUGCACCUGCUGCAGGGAGACGGAAGCUCACGAGGAGGUCGUGACCCUGCGGUGCCCCGACGGGACGGCCGUCCGCCGCACCUACACCCACGUGGACAAGUGCACUUGUGCCCCGGCCUGUGUCCACUCGCCCGAGGCGCCCGAGGACAGCACCCCCAUCCUCCUGACCUAGGGACCCACCACUGUCCGUUGCCAUUCUGACCC